This is a messenger RNA of Aphanomyces astaci, 1086 nucleotides long. RefSeq lists its product as hypothetical. Gene Ontology annotation, molecular function: zinc ion binding; metallocarboxypeptidase activity. The transcript has a single exon. The record is from RefSeq and is a predicted model, not a curated record. The coding region runs from base 1 to 1086 and encodes 361 amino acids. NCBI's taxonomy places the organism in Eukaryota, Oomycota, Saprolegniomycetes, Saprolegniales, Verrucalvaceae. Gene Ontology annotation, biological process: proteolysis.
AUGAAGACCAUUGCCAUUCUCGCGCUUGCCUCGUCCGCUGCAGCAUAUGCCGCGGGGGAUGCCUUGGGACACGGCCCCGACAGAAAACUCAUCUCCGACGCCCAAGUCCCGGCGGUCGAAGACGACGCGGACGUCAACCGCAAGUGCCACACGGCCAACGACGGUUACAUCGAGACGUUGAAACCUGGCGAGUAUGCGGCCAGCAAAUUCUACAAUUGUUUCCGCACGUCGGAGCAAAUCUUCGAGUACGUGGAUACAUUGGUGGCGCAGAACCCAACUUUGUUGAAAAAAGAAGCGAUUUCGACCACCGUCCAAGGCAAGACUAUCUACGCGUACAAACUGACGACCGCCUGGACCAAGCCCCAGUCGUUGUACUUCCAAAGUCUGCUCCACGCCCGGGAAUGGAUCGCGGGGUCGUCGAACUUGUUUACGUUGUCUUCGAUUCUGGACGACAUUGCCAACAAGAAAUACACGGCGGCGAACAGGUUUAACCUGUACUUUGUUCCGAUCGUCAACAUUGACGGGUACGACAUCUCGUGGACGAACGGCAAGCGGUUGCAGCGCAAGAAUGCCAACGAAGUCGACUUGAACCGCAACUGGCCAACUCCCUUCAAAAACUCCAAACCCGUACUCCCCUCCGCCCAAACUUACCCUGGCACGGGUCCGUUGAGCGAGCCGGAAACUAGGGGGAUUAGACAGUGGCUCCAUACCAAGAAUUCUGAACUUGCCGGGUGGGUGGACGUGCAUUCCGCCGGGGGGUUGAUCUUGUACCCUUAUGGCGACAUUACGGAACCUAUCGGGAACGGCGAAGACGAAAAGUUUCAACGGCUUGGCGGCAAUGUUGCCGUCAUAGCCGGUGCCAACUACAAGGCCCAAACGUCGGCUUCCUUGUACCCUGCAUUCGGGGCGUUCGAUGACUACACCUACCGCACCUACCAGAAGCCCGUGUUGACAAUCGAAGUGGCUGGUUCGGGUUUUGUCGUCAACGCGUCGACCAUCCGUACCCGCGGCGCGGAAAUCUUCAAAGCGUUGAGUCAAUUUGCCCAGGAAGUCGAGAGAUUCGACGUCAACAAUACAGUGUGUUAA